CCGGAACCAGGAAGAGUGCAGCUUGUUGUGAGUUGUCGCUGUGGCUUUUGCUGCUGCUGGUUUCUGAUUCCUCCUGGCUCAAAUGGCGAGCUCCACGGGUCCGGCUCGGGCCGGGCCGGGACUCUGGUCCUCGGUGCUGCUACUGCUGGUACUGACGGGGCUAUGUGGGCCAGUCAACGCCGUGUCCGAACCGGGGAAAUGGAUCCUGAACGUCGACAGUGAAACUCUGAAAACUCAGAAGUACUUCUACUUCACUAAAACUCUGUUCAACAGCAGCUUCAUCCAUCUCAGAUUGGAGAACUGUAACUCCUCAUCUCCUGUCCGUCUGAAUAUAUCCUGGUAUCUGAGGAACUCACACUGCUAUGAUGAGGUCUUCGGCAUGGAUCUGAAACAGGCGGAAAUUUAUUUCAAGUCGGCGGAGGUCAGACAAGGAGGAGGAAGUGGAUUCUACAUUUUGCACGAGUAUCCUAACAUCGACUGCCAACCACACAGCACUCCCCACUUGUUCGGCCUGCAGAUGAUGGACGUGAGGACACGGCUGACAGAACUGCUGCAGCAACCGGCAAUCACAGAGAAGACUUCAGGCAGGAGGAGGAGAGAUGUGGAGCCUCCAAAACCAAAGGCUGCUGCACAGGAGAAGGAAGGUGCUUCAGGGGAAAAAGGAAAAGCCACCCCUCCUAAAGAGGUGGUUCGUCACCCCCCCGUCGAUGCGGUGGCCCAGAGCUGGGAGGACGGACCAUACAUGUUCAUCCUGAACAUCAAAGAAAGCAAAGACAACAGCCAAGGCCCUGAGUCCGCUAACCCCCCCACAACCUGGAGUCUGCAGUUGCAGAUAAGCAUGAAGGGUCCACAUGACUACAUAUCAGCCUCUGAGUGGCCUCUGAUGGUGUUUUACAUGGUGAUGUGCAUCGUGUACGUGCUGCUGGCUGUGCUGUGGUUGGUUCUGUCGGCUUGUUACUGGAGGGAUCUUCUCAGGAUCCAGUUUUGGAUUGGAGGAGUCAUCUUCCUGGGCAUGUUGGAGAAAGCUGUUUACUACGCUGAAUUCCAGAGCAUCAGAUAUGACGGCUUGUCAGUGCACGGGGCAGUGGUGUUCGCUGAGGUGCUCUCUGCGGUGAAGAGGACUCUGGCCAGGGUACUGGUGAUCAUUGCCAGUCUGGGAUACGGCAUCGUCAAGCCCAGGCUCGGUGCCUUGCUUCACAGAGUGGUCGGAGUGGGUCUGCUCUACCUGAUGUUCUCCAUCAUCGAGGGAAUAUUACGAGUCAACGCUGAUCGAGGAGACAACACCAGCAGUAGAGUUUUGUGUGACAUAGUGCUGGCCUUCACUGACGCCUGUAUUGUCUGGUGGAUCUUUGUGAGUCUGGCUCAGACCAUGAAGCUGCUGCGGCUGAGGAGGAAUGUGGUGAAGCUCUCUCUCUACAGGCACUUCACCAACACACUCAUCUUCGCCGUCAUCGCAUCGGUCAUCUUCAUCAUCUGGACAACCAAGACCUUCAAGUUGUCUAAAUGUCUGUCUGACUGGAGGGAGCUGUGGAUAGAUGACGCGUUCUGGCGCUUCUUGUUUUCCAUCAUCCUAUUGGUCAUCAUGUUCCUAUGGCGACCGUCAGCCAAUAACCAGAGGUAUGCCUUCAGUCCUCUGGUGGAUGAAGAGAGUGAGGAAGAGGAGAAGGAGCCCAUGAUGAACGAGGCUUUCGAGGGGAUGAAGAUGAGGGGCAUGAAGAACGAGACCAACGGCUCAGCCAAAGCCAACAAAGUGGAUGAGGAUCUGAAGUGGGUCGAAGAGAACAUCCCGUCGUCUAUGGCAGAUGUCGCCCUGCCCCCCCUGCUGGACUCUGAUGAGGAAACCAUGACAACCAAGUUUGAGAUGUCCAAGAUGGAGUGAAGCAGUAGAGGAAAGACGGACGAACGGAGGGAACACGGAGUGGCGGGAGUGUUUGAAAGACACGAGAAAUAAUACAGAUGAAUAUCGGUGUACAAGGUGGAGUAAAGGAAAAGGAUGGCUGAUUAAAUACACAUGUGAGGGGGGGGGUGGACGAACUGAUGGGUGAAAGAGGGAACGCAGAGAAGAACGAGUGUUUGCUUUACGGAGGCGGCGGUGUCGGUAUGUGAUUUAAUCCCUGAAUUUAUGAGCUUUGUAAGCCUUGAUUGUACAUACACUGGGAGUAAAAUGGAUCACAGCGACACACAGUCCCUUUUUAUUUGUUCUUUUUAUUGCCUGUUUGUAUUUAUAUCUCUCUAUAUAUACAAUAUAUUUUGACAAAUCUGAUGUUAAUGAGGCUCUCUGCCUUCUCAUCGUUUACAUGCAGAAAUGUGAUUUUCAAAUCCUGUGUCGUCAGACGUGUGUUCACUGUUUGCCGUAUCACUAGCUCCUCCUGUCACUGCUGUUGGGAUUUGGUUUUGUUUUUUUUUUACAUUGACAGUUUCAUAGAGAGUAAAAACCAAAGCUGUAAAUCAGAGAGAAAAAAAACAUGGACGUUAAUGAAUAUAUGAAGUUUUUUUUCUAAUUCUUACAUUUUUGGACUUGAGGUUCGUCAUUGACAGGAAUUAGUAUUGUUCCAGCUUUGGUUCCAGUGAAAUUUAGGCCAUUAAAUUGUUCACAUUCAAUUUCUCUUUUUAAAACUUGCUGUUAUUUUGUAUGUUUUGGCUUUGGAGUGAAAAUGAUUUGAUUUGUUUUGUUCCUCUUUGUGUCUGUGUAAAGGAAAUAUGGCAGAUUUUUUGCAACAAAAAGCCAGAAAGGACAAAUGUACUGCAUCUGAAAAAUUUCAUCCACUUUAAUGAAAUUCUGGUUUUAUUGUUAGCGCUGGCUAACGGCAACCGUUGCACAAAGUGAGUUUUACCUUAUGUCACUUUACAUCCUCCUUGUUGACGUAGUGCGAUCAGGUGACCUCUGUGGUCUCCGCAGUGUUUUAGUAAGUUGUUUGCAGAACCAUGUUGAAGCAUAAAACAGGCUGACAGUCAGUCAGUGGACAACAUCAGACCGACAGCUCAGCCUGUUGAACUGUUUGCUGAGGCAGAGAACUCUGAUUGGCUGUUCUACAGAGACAUCGAAUGAAGGAUUUCACCAGUUCAGCACAGCUUCUCUUUAUUUUCACGUUUGCCUUGCCUCUUUCUUUUCUUUCUUCAUUGUGCUACAGUAGCUGAGUGGCUCUAAGGAUAGCAGUGUCAGCUGGUCAGUCAAGGCUCAACAACUGGAUGGAUUGCCAUUAAACUCUCUAUAGACAUUCAUAUUCCCUAAAGGGGAGCUCACCUACUGACUUGUAUGGUGGCCCUGAGAGCUCAACACACUGCAUCUUAAGAAAACACAUGCAAAGAGACAAAACACAAAGGACUUUGUGAGCCACGCUUUGCCCCCUCAUCACUUUCUAGUGUCCCCCUGGAAACACUUCCACUGUGUUCAGUAUUUGCAGCUCAUGUGUUGUCAAACUGAAGAAGAUGUUUUCUGACGUUCUUUGUGUUUCAUCUAUUUGCAUGAGUUUUCUUAAGUUGCAGUGUUUGAGCUCUCUGGGCCACCGUAGACUUGUACUCCAGCGCCAGCAGCAAGUUGCUGUCGGCUUUUAUGGAAAUACAUUGAUGACUAUUGCCUGGAUUUCCAUGUGCCUUGGUGGAGAUGUCCGUGGUGCCCUGUGGGUGAACACUCAUCCCCCGUUUCCUCUAGCACCACCAUGAGAUUAACACGUGUGGAUUUAAGAACAACAAUUUGGAUGGAUUACUGUUAAAGAUUUAAUGUAACUUUUCAUCUACCAGCGUCAUCGAGUCUAAGUUUUAAUAUGUCCGAAGCUUUGGUUUUGACCCAAACACCUGUAGAACUAGUGACAUUCCCAUCAGCCUCAGCUGUAGUUUAGUAUCGAGAAGCAAAUGUUAAAAUGUUAACAGGCUAAACUAAAGAUGUGUUAGCACUUAAGUACAGCCUCUCAAAGCUGCUAGCAUGGCUUUACGCUCUUAGGCUUGCUGGAUUAAGAACACACACUACAAACCAGUUACUGUAUCUCCUCUCACACACAGGCGCCUGUUGGCAUCAGCUGUAGUACACGUACGUGAGGCAGAAGUGUUUGAUUGGUCAGUCUCUUGUCAGCUAAAGCUCUUUUACAGGAGUUUAAUGUGUCGGGUCGUAAAGACGGAACACACACAUGUGGCUCAAGUAGAGCUGGAGACUGAGUUUCAUUGUGUGUGUCUUUCUCUGUCUCUGUCACUUUACUUCAUUGUCUUUAUUUGCUUGAUGGCCACUUACAGUAUCUGUUUACACACACGCACACACACAUGCACGCGCCGCCCCGUGUGUGUGUGUAUGUGUGUGUGUUAAUGUUGACAGUGACUUGUCUGAAUGGACUAAACGCUCCAUACAUCAUCCUGUUCAGCCGCAGGGAGGUUCUGCCUCGGUGCUGUCUGAUCCUGCAGGCCUGCAGCGGUCCGCUCGCGCUCAUCAGGAACAUCAGAUAAAAGGUUUCUGUUUUUAGUUUUUUGUCUCUCAGAAAAGGUUUGAGGCGAGAAAUCAAUGAUUUCAUAAUAAUCUGAGUUCUUUAAUACUGAAUAUCUGCAGAUACUGAGUCAGAUUCUGUAUUUUUUUUAUAUUUUGUUUUAUUUUCUUAAAUAAAAACAGCUGCACUCAUGAAGUAAAGCAGUACAGCAGAACUGGAGAAGCACAUUCACUUUAGGGAAGACAUUUUUGACAGCCAGCAUUGUUUCUAUAAAUCCAGUGCGUAGGAUUACAGAGCCAUUACAAGUGGAAAAACGAUUCACUUGCUCACAGACUGUGCUAUAAAUUGUAAUGCAAGUGUCAGGCUUUGAGAAUUAGUUGUUUUUUUUUUUUACUAUUCAAAACUGAUUACAUCCAAAUCUCUGCCACAGUGUGAGAGCAGGAACAGUAUUUGCUCAUGGGACUGUUAAAAACCAAACAUCUCUGAACAACUGAACAACUGUCCAGCUCUAGUCUGAGAGGAGACGCAGGAAUCCCUCCGGCUAAUUAGUCAUUGAAAAGCCUUUGUAAUUACUUUUGCUGUUAAUCAAUUUGAAAGACGCGAUGUGAGGUUUCAUGUUGGAAAGGGGUCUCUUCAGUGAAAUGUGCUCCAGUUUUGUGGUUUCACAUCUCACCGCUGCCAUCUGUCUGUUGUUGUCCAAAUGUUGACAUUAAAAAAAAACUGAGAUUACAUAAAGUCCUGUGCUGUUUGGUUUGUAAAUAAAUCAGAAGUUAAUAAUAAAAAUCUUGUAAAGUAAUAGAAAAUAAAUGGGUCUGGGUGUUUUGACGUGCCCUUUGUGUGUUGUCCAGGAUACACCACAGACGCAGCUCUCCAGAAAAGCUGCAGUUUUAUCUCAGUCUGUUAUUGGAUUGGCCCUUAUCAGCUCCCACACCUCGACCUCCUGCCUGUACGGCCCGUUUCAGACCAAGUGCUCAACGGUGAAGAGCUGCUCGCAGUAGAAACGCAAUGUAAUCAUACAAAGCAGCCGGGCUGCUACAGACUUCAUGUAAAUAAAGUACUUUCUCUUACUCCGCAUACAGAACUGUCAUGUCUGACAUAUAUGUUGCUAUAUCAAGAGAGAAGUUGCCCUAUAUGUCACCUAUCAGGGGAUAUAUUAUCAUCACAUAUAUAUAUAUAUAUAUAUAUAUAUAUAUAUAUAUAUAUAUAUAUAUAUCCUCUGGAUAUAUGAAGAUAUACGUAUAACAUGAAAUACCCAUAGUAAAAUGCUAGUUUAUCUAAACAACAUACUUAUUAAAAAUCUACAUAUUUAUAUAUGAUUAUUUCAUUAAUCUUAUACUUCAAUACAUAAUAUCAACAUAUAUUGACAGGCUUUGGGAUGAAUAUUAUGUAACCUCUACAAGCAUGCAUAAACAUACAUGUUUCUAUUAGCUAGAUGUAUAUGUGUCAAUAUGUGAAGUUUUUCCAAUUUCUAACAGGUUCCAUAUGUAUUUUUUACACACACACACACACACACACAUAUAUAUAUAUAUAUAUAUAUAUAUAUAUAUAUAUAUACAUACAUAUAUCAAUAUUGUGCAGUGUAAUGAACCUUGCUGCCUCUAGGGGACACUAGUAGGGCUGAGAAGUAUUCAUUAUAAAGUGCCCACUUCUAAUGACACUACUGAACUACCUGUGCACAUGCAGUGUGCACCAUCCAGUGUUAUUCUGUUCUGCAUCUCAUCCUAACGUCAUCUCUGUGCUUAAAAUGUCUUUAAACUUGACCCCAAAUCCUCCAUCUGCAGACUUUAAUGUCAUCUGAGGAUAGCAGCUGCAGCCUAAAUGUCAGUCUACUUUACUAAACUCCUCACAUAUUCAAAUCUGCUAAUGUUAUUUCAUCUAAUCAUAGAGACAGAAGCCUCUGAGCCAGCAUGUGUAGGUGUACUCUAUAUUUAGCAGCUGGUGCCUUUACGUUAUAAUCCUGACAUGUAAUCCAUCUGUUCCUCCUCUUUCCAUGUCUUUGACCUCAACUGCAACCCAAUGAAAGACAAACCUAAAGAUGACUAACGGCUCUUAUAUUCUCAUUAUCAGCUGUUUCCAGUGUAAUGCAGAAGCUCCAGGUUGUUGUAGGUAUCACUGCUGUUCAUUUACACUCGUCAGACCUGAUGUGAUUAUCCCUCUUUGUGCAUUAAAACAUCUUUAAAUGACAAA
Messenger RNA from Seriola aureovittata, 6599 nucleotides. RefSeq names its product Transmembrane protein 87A-like (gene tmem87a). The record is from RefSeq and is a predicted model, not a curated record. Lineage: Eukaryota; Metazoa; Chordata; Actinopteri; Carangiformes; Carangidae. Gene Ontology annotation, cellular component: membrane; Golgi apparatus. The coding region runs from base 83 to 1879 and encodes 598 amino acids. The transcript is spliced from 21 exons. Gene Ontology annotation, biological process: retrograde transport, endosome to Golgi.